Messenger RNA from Centruroides sculpturatus (bark scorpion), 636 nucleotides. RefSeq names its product putative nuclease HARBI1. The coding region runs from base 1 to 636 and encodes 211 amino acids. The transcript is spliced from 2 exons. The record is from RefSeq and is a predicted model, not a curated record. NCBI's taxonomy places the organism in Eukaryota, Metazoa, Arthropoda, Arachnida, Scorpiones, Buthidae.
AUGGAUAUUUUUAAUUUAAUCAAUCUUACAAACAGGACAAAUGAAGAACAUCAUUCAUCUCGACAGUUACGAAGAGAGAGGGUAAUGCGAGGUCGGAAUAAUCCUAUAGAAAUUUAUUCCGAAGACGAAUUGUCUAAGGAUAACUUUCCAGGAAUAAUUGGAGCAAUUGAUUGCACUCAUAUUCCUAUCCAGUGUCCUGACAGCAGUAAAGCUCAACUUUUUUAUAAUAGAAAAUCCUAUUAUUCUAUUAACUGCCAGGUAAUCUGUGAUGGAAAGAUGAAAAUUAGAAACAUUGUUGCUCGGUGGCCCGGUUCAACACAUGAUAGCAGAAUUUUUUGUAAUAGUAGCAUUAAAGAAAAACUACAAGGAUAUUGUAAUGGAUAUCUGGUUGGUGGCAGUGGCUAUCCUUGUUUGCCAUAUUUAAUGACCCCAUUUCUGCAUCCACAAAAUCAUGCCGAAAGACGGUAUAACAAAGGUCAUUCACGAGCAAGAAAUAUCGUCGAGAGAUUAUUUGGGGUCUGGAAAAGACGAUUUCCACGCAUUGGAAGUUGUCUAAGAACUAAAUUAGACAACACACUAAACAUGAUAAUAGCCACUGCAAUUCUACACAAUUGGGCCAUUGAAUUUAAAGAGUAG